GUGUUCUCCUUGUUUGUAUCAUUUCCUAGUUAUGGAUUAUUUGUUUAAGCAUUUUCCAACUGUAUUCCAUUCCGUUUACACCGAGACUAUAACAGCCGCCAUUAUUGGCUGCCACUGAAGCCUCUCUGUCCUCGUUCUUGACUGUUCUCACCGUACAAUUUCACACGCCGUUCAGAUCCGCCGUCUUCGUUUUCUGGCCUCUUUCUACCUUGUUCCUAUUUGAAUUCCCGAUCUCCAACCAGACAUGGUGGAAAUGGUGGCAAUCUAUUUUAGCAUUGUUGCGUUUAUUUGCACGGUCGGAGCCAUUUCUCUGGCUAUUAUGCACAUCUACAGGCACCUUUUGAAUUACACUGAACCUACUUAUCAGCGAUUUAUUGUCCGCAUCAUCUUCAUGGUUCCGGUUUAUGCAUUAAUGUCUUUCUUGUCCCUAGUUUUGCCCAAGGGCUCAAUCUAUUUUAAUUCCAUUCGGGAAGUCUAUGAAGCAUGGGUCAUCUAUAAUUUCCUGUCAUUGUGCCUGGGGUGGGUUGGUGGCCCAGGAGCUGUUGUGCUAAGUUUAAGUGGCAGGGUUCUGAAGCCAUCAUGGUAUCUGAUGACAUGUUGCUUCCCUCCCGUACCACUGGAUGGGCGUUUUAUACGUAGGUGCAAGCAGGGGUGUUUGCAGUUUGUGAUUUUGAAGCCCGUUUUAGUUGCUGUUACUCUCAUACUUUAUGCAAAAGGAAAGUAUGAAGAUGGAAAUUUCAGUCCAAACCAAUCAUACCUAUAUCUCACUAUCAUCUAUACAAUCUCAUACACGGUGGCUCUUUAUGCUUUGGCAUUGUUUUAUUUGGCAUGCAAAGAUCUGCUUCAGCCAUUCAAUCCAGUUCCAAAGUUUAUUUUAAUUAAAUCGGUUGUUUUCCUGACUUAUUGGCAGGGUGUUUUGGUUUUCCUUGCUGCAAAGUCUGGAUUCAUCAAGGAUGCAGAGGAAGCUGCCCAAUUUCAAAAUUUCAUUAUAUGUGUUGAGAUGCUUAUUGCUGCUGUAGGCCACCUCUAUGCAUUUCCAUACAAAGAGUAUGCUGGUGCCAAUAUUGGUGUCUCCCGUGGUCUGACAGGAAGCCUUGCACAUGCCUUAAAGUUAAAUGACUUUUACCAUGACACAGUCCACCAGUUUGCUCCAACUUACCAUGAUUACGUUCUUUACAACCACAAUGAGGGUGAUGAGGGAACCAGGAAGUAUCGGUCACGCACCUUUGUGCCAACUGGUCCCGAGAUGGAGUCUGUAAGAAGAAACAAACAUAUUUUUGGAAACAAGUUGGAUGAUAUACAGCUCUCCAGUCUCUCAUCUUCUAGUACAAGCACUCCUAAAAAUCCUGACUCUGUAACUGAUUCUUCACAACCUGAUGCGAUGAGAUCUUCCCUGCUUGUGGAUGCCACAAAUUCUUUUUCUGUACCGUAUGAUAUGUCACUUAUUGAUUUGGAUAUGUCCGGUUACCCUUCAAAGGUUCCUGCCGCAACUGAAACUGGGACUAGGUGACAGCAUGAAGAAAGUGCGAGAGGCAGGUAAGAAAUGUCUUCUUAAAGGAAAGAAGGGGUUGAGAGAAAUGUCAAAUGCUGUUUAUGAUUUGAGAAAGCCUGAAUGGCUUAAUUGUGUGCUGAUAUUGGUGUCAAUGUACCUCAAGAGUUUUGAAGCUUGCAGUUCGCCUCUCUCCCUGUCACAAACAUUAGGCUUCCCACUAAAUCGUCUUGAGUGGCCUGUUUGUCCAUUGUGCAUUGUAGAUACAGAAGUUAAACAUGAAAUUAAACAUUCAAGAUUACUGUUCC
Messenger RNA from Corylus avellana, 1797 nucleotides. RefSeq lists its product as uncharacterized. The record is from RefSeq and is a predicted model, not a curated record. Lineage: Eukaryota; Viridiplantae; Streptophyta; Magnoliopsida; Fagales; Betulaceae.